CCUCAACAACCCCACCCCAGCGGCAGGUCGAUUCAGUUCCCAAGGGAGACCGCCGCCGCCGACCGACCGAGCCAUCCCCUCCCCCGCUGACCUCCGCCGUCGCCGGAGCCCGGAGGCGAAGCAAGCGUAAAGGGGACCGCAGAUUGUGAAAUCACCCAAAGAGUCAGGGAACCGUCCAAUAGUUUCAAUGGCUGCUACAAAGCUUCAGGCCUUUUGGAACCAUCCUGCUGGCCCCAAGACCAUUCACUUCUGGGCGCCGACAUUCAAAUGGGGUAUCAGCAUUGCCAACAUUGCUGACUUUGCUAAGCCACCUGAGAAGAUAUCUUAUCCUCAACAAGUUGCUGUUGCUUGCACUGGACUCAUUUGGUCAAGAUACAGCUUGGUGAUCACACCGAAAAACUGGAAUCUUUUCAGUGUUAACGUUGCAAUGGCUGGUACGGGCCUUUAUCAGCUUUCACGGAAGAUAAGGCAAGAUUACUUAUCUGAUGAGAAGGAUGCUGCUCCACAACCGGAAGCAUAAUGACAACAACAGACAAUAAUAACCGAUUGAAGAGCCUGAAGUCUUGGAGUUGGUCUUUAUUUUCCGGGGCUGCAAGGACCUUUCAAUCCAGGACAUGAAUCUUCUUCUAGAUGUUUUCUUGUUCUAAAGUCAUGAGCAGAUCAAAGUGAACUUUCUGCCAAAAAGAAAAGUCAUGCACAUGCAUCUUCAUAUGUUUUGCUUUUGUUCAGUCAAUCUUUUGCUCGCUAGUAAUUUGGAAAUCAUUUGCUAAGCGGAUUGGUCAUAACCCAGUGUUCAGAGGUGUUGGUGCCCUUCACCGUGAAGAUGCUCGUUUUGUUAUGAUUUAUGAAGCUGAAUUGUUGUCCAUGGAUAGUGAGGGUACUCCUCAGCGAAGAAACAUUUCUUUUUUCUA
This is a messenger RNA of Setaria italica (foxtail millet), 911 nucleotides long. RefSeq names its product mitochondrial pyruvate carrier 4. Gene Ontology annotation, cellular component: mitochondrial inner membrane. The record is from RefSeq and is a predicted model, not a curated record. Gene Ontology annotation, biological process: pyruvate import into mitochondria. Lineage: Eukaryota; Viridiplantae; Streptophyta; Magnoliopsida; Poales; Poaceae. The transcript is spliced from 6 exons. Bases 188 to 520 code for a protein of 110 amino acids.